AUGUCUCUAAAACGGCCACAAUUCUAUCCAAACACUCUUCAGCCUCUCCAGAUUGAUCAAGAGACCCUACUGAAGACUCUUCAAGAGCUCCGGGUUGCGAUCCGCGAAGGAGUCCAGCUCAUCCAUGCAGGUGACCCGCCCGUAGGCGAGUAUGACGGACGGGGGAUCUUCAGCGGGAACUUAGGUUGGUCAAAAAGCUUCACACCUGAUGAUAUGCCUUCGCUGCCUGAUUUUCGAACGCUUGCCAGGCAACGAAUUCCCACCCAUGGUCCAGAUAUACCUCUCCAGGUCGGACGGCUAUCGCCCUUGCCGUCGAAUUCCCCCAUCGCCGCGCUAGUGAUGCGGAUUUUGGAAAAGGCCACGGCUGGAGAGACGGCACUGGGGAUCUCUCAAAGCGAUAUAGCGUGUCUGGAAGAGGCAGUGGAGUUGGCGCUUAGCCAUGGACCUCUGGCGUUCUAUCAUGGCCACGAUAUGGGUGCCGACGAGAUUCUCUUCGGCAGAGCCGGGCUGCUGUGGGCAAUCGUGCAUAUAAGGACCCAUGUCUUUGAUUCCGAGACCAGACAGAAAUUCCUGCCUAUCUUCGAGGCGGUUCCCGAACUUAUUGAUGUGAUUAUUGCAUCGGGGAGACAGGGGGCUGCGGAAUAUGUCCGGGCGCAUGGCGAUGAGGAUGCCCUUCCUCUGAUGUGGCCGUGGCAUGAGGGGUACUAUGGACUGGGAGCGGCUCAUGGAAUGACUGGUAUCUUGUGCGUAUUGCUGGCCUGUCGGCUUGAAGAGCUUGACGAGGGAACUGCACGAAACUAUCUACCAGCAAUUGCAGGGACUAUUACUGGUCUGUGUCGAGUGUGUAUCGCUCACAACGGUCACCUUCCUACAUCGAUUCCACCACGUGAGUCCUCUAGAAGCUCGCCCCUAGUGCAGAUCUGUCAUGGGAGCCCUGCCGUCCUGAUGCUUUUGGCAUGUGCACGGAGAGAUGCGUACCUGACCUGCCGCUACUGGCAGCAGGAAUGGGACGAAGCCAUUUAUCUUGCCAGUGAAAGCGUAUGGGAAGAAGGACUUCUUUCCAAAGGCGGCAGUCUCUGCCACGGCAUUGCAGGCAACGCAUGGCCUCUGCUUCUCCUGCACGACUGCUUUGAGUAUGACCAAGAUGAUAUGGACAUAGCGAGAAGGAACUACCAAGAGCGACAGCAAGGCACAGACAUCUCGGUGACCAGGGGGGGUGUCCUUUCAGGUGACUAUUUCCUUUCGAGGGCCCUCGCCAUGCUCUUGCAUUCUCGAGAAACACAGCCUUUCAAACAGUCCCCGGAGACAGCGUUGAAUGAUUAUCGGAUGCCUGAUAGCCCCUAUAGUCUCUUUGAAGGUCUGUCCGGGAUUAUCUGCGCAUGGGCUGAUGCCUGCGCGGUGAUUCGGGCUCGAUUGCGGAAGAUGCAGCUGGAAACGGACGGCUCGAUUGCGGACAUGGCGCUGGAGAACGAUGAGUUAUUUGAAGAGUGCAUGCUUCAACAACUGGGUUUUCCCUUUCUCGGAGGUCAUGGACCUAGUGGUUUACUCUAA
Molecule: messenger RNA, 1551 nt
Organism: Penicilliopsis zonata CBS 506.65
Lineage: Eukaryota; Fungi; Ascomycota; Eurotiomycetes; Eurotiales; Aspergillaceae
Exons: 4
Coding region: 1-1551 (516 amino acids)
Biological process (GO): peptide modification; carbohydrate metabolic process
Cellular component (GO): plasma membrane
Source: RefSeq, a predicted model, not a curated record